AUGGAUUUGCAACGUCAAUCCAUUCGAGACCUUUCCAACAAUUCAACGGAAGCUGAAAGCCUCAAUAAUUUCCCAGCAGGCACGGGGAAUGGCUGGCUUGGUGAUCCAUCAAUUGAAGGCCAAGAAGAGCCACAAGCCCCACCGACUUAUGUAGAGGCCUUGGACCAACAGACCCACCUCCCACAGCUUCGGAGAGCUGUCCCUCAGCACGAUCUGGCUUCACUAACCCUAAAUCAACAGCCGUCUUGGUGGAGGGCGGAAGCGAAAAAGAUUCUCUGCUCUGGUGAUCUCCAACUAAUACAACUCCUCCUACGGUUCGGCUUGUAUGGAGACGAAAGCUCCCUCCACCAUAACUUGCAACAUGUUUGGACAUUCAGGCUGGAUGACAUUCUCACCGUUUUCAUGGACAGGCCCCAGGUAAACACUGAGAGAGAACAUAAGGUGAAUAAGAUAGUGGAACUGGCGGAGUCCGAUCGUACUUUCCUUGAUGUCAGCUCGAACUGGGAACCGCGCGACACAGUAGCUAUGGAUGCUGAGCAGAUCGCCAUCGGUAUUGAGCAAGAAAGCCAUUGGUUGUUCAGAAAUAUUCGGAUCGAAAAUUGUCUGAAAUAUGCUAUAGGGUGGAUGGAGAAAUCGAUAGAACACCUCUUUGUCCAGCAUAGAUGCUUCAGCCUCAAAAUACGCUGCUAUCUACGCGAGUUUCCCACCCAAAGAAAAAAGUUUAUUCACGUGGAAGAGAAAUUGCGAAACCGAAGCGCACUGGCUCAUCAAGCGGUCCUGAACGGUCUGUUGCCACCUGAAUACCCUGCGUAUUUUAACCUUGAGCCGAUAUGUGAACCACUCAGAACCUUUGCAGAAGAUGAGACUAUAUCCCUCGGCGCAAUACUCACUAGACUCCAAAUACUGACAGAGCGCUUCGAUUACACCUACAAACAGGCGUUACCUACCACAUGGCCGCGAUUUAGAAUUGAGGUGGACACAUUCAAUGCUUUGAUCUCUACUCCCGCUAUUGAUUAUGCAAGGGAGAUGACCAUUUCCGACAUGCAGGAUUUUGACCUUGUGUGCCCUAAAGCCUUGAAAAACAGUGGAUCACAAUCGAUCCACCUGCUCAACAAUUGGUGUUCCUUUCGUGAUGCGAUUGCUGAGUGCUGCAAAGCAUAUCCCCGCUUGAACUAUCGUGUCAACGAAAUCGCGCAUGUGAGAGGUUUACGUUGCUAUCGUAACUGGCACCGCCUAGCUGCCAUUGUGCACGGCCAGAAGCAAGCAGGUGCCGACUCUCCGCACUACAGCCUCAUCAACCCCAAUGGUAACUACAUGGUCUUCCGCGCUGAAAUGAGGAGACGUCCGGGACUUCCCUUCCUAACCCCCUAUCUCACCCAGUACACGAAUGCUGAACGGUUAGAUCCGAUUGAGGCAUUCUCCUUUGUGUCCUACAACAUGGAAGCGGCAUUCGCUCAGUCUGUACACAGACCUGGCGCCCUGCGCAACUUUGUGGCUUACACGCGCAGAGCCUUGUAA
Bacidia gigantensis is the source of this 1518-nucleotide messenger RNA. RefSeq lists its product as uncharacterized. The record is from RefSeq and is a predicted model, not a curated record. Bases 1 to 1518 code for a protein of 505 amino acids. Lineage: Eukaryota; Fungi; Ascomycota; Lecanoromycetes; Lecanorales; Ramalinaceae. The transcript has 3 exons.